This is a messenger RNA of Elaeis guineensis (African oil palm), 833 nucleotides long. Lineage: Eukaryota; Viridiplantae; Streptophyta; Magnoliopsida; Arecales; Arecaceae. The record is from RefSeq and is a predicted model, not a curated record.
GGAAGAUUUGACGGAAGAUACAUUCAGCAGCAGGACCGGACCUUGGCGUGAUCAGGGACUAUGCCUUGUCGACUGGGGAAAGGGGAUAGAUCUGAGCCUUUUUCCAGCUGGCGUAGAAUUUCAUGGGGACUGCCGAACUUCUGGAUUUCGUUGUGUUGAGAUGCAGGAAAGUCGAACAUGGACAUAUCAAGUUGACACCUAUGGCCUCUGUGUUAUUGUGCAUAUGAUGCUUCAUGGAUCUUACAUGAGUAUUGAAAAGAAGGUCAAGCCUGAUGGAAGCCAUCACUAUCAACCUAAAUCACCAUUCAAAAGGUAUUGGAAUGUUGAUUUGUGGAAAAACCUCUUUUCUGCAUUGCUCAACGUACAGUCCAAUGGCAGUGACGUACCCCUGCUGCAGAGUUUAAGAAGAUCCUUUGAGGAGUACAUUGGCAGAAACCAACAACUUAUAAAUAAAUUAAAACAUUUACUAGUGAAACAGAAGGCAUCCUUGUGUUCAGCUUAGCCUGUUCUCUGGCCCAAAUUUAUCAAUAUUAUCUGUUCAUUCAACCGACUAAGAUUGUAUAACAUCUGAUGUACAUAACAGAUUGGACGUUAGCUCCAUACCAUUAAUCUCAUGGUAUGAUAUGUUUGUCUCUUUCACUUGCAUGAGCUUGCACUCUGAAGUCAUGUUAAGUCAAUGAAGCUGUAAGCGGCUGUUUAGUGUCUUCAGUUCCAGAUAUUCUUGAUCAACAUAAACAGCCACAUCACUGGAUGAUUUCCAGUACUAAGUAGGAAAAGUUCGACAAGGAAGGCAGGAUCUUUAUAUUGUUUCAGUAAAUUGAUAGUAAUGGUAG